Auxenochlorella protothecoides is the source of this 867-nucleotide messenger RNA. RefSeq lists its product as hypothetical. NCBI's taxonomy places the organism in Eukaryota, Viridiplantae, Chlorophyta, Trebouxiophyceae, Chlorellales, Chlorellaceae. Bases 1 to 867 code for a protein of 288 amino acids. The record is from RefSeq and is a predicted model, not a curated record. The transcript is spliced from 4 exons.
AUGCGUCCCCUGGAGGAGCUGGACUACCUGCUCCCGGACUGGUGGAAACAGAUCGACAGAAAUGAGUCCUGGCAGACGGGGGCCUACGACACCCUGGCCGUCUCCUACCUCGUCAUAGCCCUGGUGGCGCUGGUCCAAAUCGUGCGCAUUCAGCUGCGGGUGCCCGAGUAUGGCUGGACCACGCAGAAGGUGUUCCACCUCCUCAACUUCCUGGUCUGCGGCCUGCGCUCGGCGGUGUUCUUCUUCCGGGGCCAGGUCCAGCGCCUGCCCCUGGUGGUGGUGCAGGCGGGCCUGCUGGACCUCCCUGGCCUGCUCUUCUUCUCCACCUACACCCUGCUGGUCCUCUUCUGGGCCGAGAUUUAUUACCAGGCGCGGUCCCUGCCCACCACCGCCCUGCGGCCCACCUUUGUCAUCAUCAACCUCAUCGUCUAUGGCAUCCAGUCUGGCAUCUGGGUGUUCAUCUCCCUGGCCAGGGACUCCCAGGCGCAGCUGGGCAAGGAGCUGUCUGGCUGCUUCCUGGCCUGCGUCUCCGCUGCCGCGGCCUUCGCCUUCCUCCUCUUCGGCGGCCGGCUCUUCUUCAUGCUGCGCCACUUCCCCAUCGAGUCGCGGGGCCGGAACAAGAAGCUGCGCGAGGUGGGGGCCGUGACCAGCAUCUGCGCCACCUGCUUCCUCUUCCGCUCCGCCAUCACGGCCUGGUCGGCCUUCGACCAGGAGGACGCCGACCUGGAUGUGCUCAAGCACCCCCUGCUCAACCUCAUCUACUACGGCGGCGCCGAGGUCAUCCCCUCUGCCCUCGUCCUGUUCAUCCUCCGCAAACUCCCGCCCAAGAAGGCGCCCGCGGGCUACGCGCCCAUCCCCACGCAGUAG